CCGGCAGGACCGGGGAGCUCCGAUAAAAACUUGGAGCAGAGGGUUAACCGGCUCAGUCCGAGCGACAAAUCCGAAGGACGAUCACAGUAUUGCUGCAGAGACGCGAAGAAGUCUGCGAUCCAGACGCUUUUUAAGUCGACCCUUUGAGUUGAAGACCACUCCAGUAGCCAUGACCAGAGCACUUGGUCCCCUAGUACUCCUCUCUGUUCUCUGCUGCUACCUAGCGGACAAUGUGGAGCUGCUCCGCUCUAAGAGAGGGACUCGUUUUUACCGAGGUGAGCCAAACAGGCAGCCAGCUAGACGGACGCUUUUGAUUGUUCAUAUCAAGAAGUCUUCACCUUCCUUUGACACCUCCUUACAUUGUGUGGAUAGUCAGACGUCAGCAGUGCGUAGCUUUGGGGACACUUGGCUGCGAUGGAGGGGACAGCGUGUGGAGUAUUGCCGUUGUGCAUUAAGGGGACGAGAGCGUUGUCAUGUUGUGCCCGUCAUCAACUGCUACGUGUCUCAGUGCUAUAACGGAGGAACCUGUAAGGAGGCAGUGUACACUUCAGACUACAUUUGUCAGUGUCCUCCAGGCUUCAGUGGGACUCACUGUGAAAUCAACACCAAAGAGAGCUGUGUAACGGGGCAGGGUGAAGGGUACCGCGGCACAUGGAGUAUCAGCCAUUCAGGUGCAGAGUGCAUCAACUGGAACUCUACGUCUCUGAGAGGAAGGAGGUUCACAGCUAGAAAAGUGGACGCCAGCAGUCUUGGCUUGGGCAAUCACAACUUCUGCAGGAACCCUGACCAUGACAGCUCUCCUUGGUGUUACAUCUAUCGAGGCACUCAGAUCGUCUGGGAGUUUUGUUCCAUGCCCAAAUGUCCCGAAGAUAGGUACCAAGAAUGUGUGCUGGGCUCGGGUCAGUCAUACAGAGGCACAGCAUCUGUCACUAAGAGCGGCUCUCGCUGUCUCCCCUGGGACACCCCCGCUCUCAAGCGCAAGCUUAACAAUGCUUGGAGAGCUGAUGCAUUGGAGCUGGGGCUGGGCAGCCACAGCUUCUGCAGGAAUCCAGACGGUGAUGUAGGCCCCUGGUGUCACACUUACAAGAACAUGCUGCUGACCUGGGAGCUGUGUGACAUACCUAAAUGCUCGAGGCGCCCAUCUAUCAUCACCACUUCCGGCCCACGUGCCCCCACCCCUAACAACAAUAACAGAGCAACAUGUGGCCAGCGGUUAGACAACACCCUGAACCGGCCGGCGUUCCGCAUGUUUGGGGGCAGAGAGAGCGACAUCACGGAGCAGCCGUGGCAGGCAGUCAUUAACGUCUACCAGGCCCGUCUCAGGCAACACUUCCACCGAUGUGGAGGCAUCCUCAUUGACUCCUGCUGGGUCCUGUCUGCUGCACACUGCUUUGAGGAAAAUGAUAAAGUAGAGAAGUUGGAAGUGAUUUUGGGAAGAACAUUUCGGAAGCAGAAUUCCACCAGCGAGCAGAUUUUCAAGGUUGAGAAGUACUGGAUCCAUGAGAAAUUUGACAAUGAAACAUUUGACAAUGACAUUGCCCUCUUGAAGCUGAAGACGGACAUUGGCAUCUGUGCUGUAAACUCUCCGGAGGUUUUUCCUGUGUGUCUGCCUGAACGUGGGCUGGUGCUGCCUGACUGGACUGAGUGUGAGAUCUCAGGCUAUGGAAGAGACACAGAAUUUUCUGCGGAGUACUCUGAGCGUGUGAAGAGAGGUUUCGUUCGCCUGUGGCCCAAAGAGCGCUGUGUCCCAGAUGUGCUCUCUGGACGCCCAGUUACCUCCAACAUGCUGUGUGCAGGUGACACCCGAGGCCUGGACGAUGCCUGCAAGGGAGACUCUGGCGGCCCGCUCGUCUGCAGAAACAAUGACAAGAUGACUCUGAUGGGUGUGAUCAGCUGGGGCGAUGGGUGUGGGCAGAGGGAUAAGCCUGGGGUCUACACACGUGUCACCCAUUACAUCGACUGGAUCAAUGGCAAAAUUACAGCAAACCCGGUCUAAUGUAAGAGAGACCAAAAGAAGAUGUUGUUGGAUGACCACACCCAUAAACGCAGUGGGUAAACCACCAGACAUGUUCACCAUUGAGAAGACAGACAGAGAUCCACAGGACUCUGAUUCUGUUCAUCUAUUGAUCUAAGCCCAACCUGAAGGAGGUUUUAAACCAGCAGGACCACUCCUACUGAGACGCACAUGGGGGACUUCAGUCAUGAGUUUUCAGGCUCAAUGCAGCUCUAUGUUCUCAUGUUUUCUCUUUCUUACUGGGAUGGAAACACAGGACAAUCUCUAUUUCCUCCUCCUGGGCCACCUUAAUCUAUGAUUUCUCUCUCUUCUUGUAUACAAAGUUGUGUUUUCAGAUUUUUGUGUCCAACAAACUGGAGGUUCAGGCUGUAAAUAUAGGAAAUAUCAGUAUGUUCCUCUGCUCUAUCCAGCAGGCUUUACGUUGGUUUAUAGAAGAAGUCACAGUGAUAGACUUCAGGUCAGUAGCACUUUUAACUUCAAAAGAGCACCUCACUCAACAUUAGCAUUUAGUUUGCACAGUACAGCGAGUCACAUAGGAAUUUAGGCAUUUUUGAAAGUUCUGUGCAAAGACUGCGUCACUGUCGUCUAGAUUUGAGGUUGUGUUGUCUUAACCAGUUUUAUUGCAGCAUCUGCAUUUGCAAGGGGCAUUUGAGGAGUUCCAGACCUUCACCCAAAACACAGAACUUAUCUGCUGGUUCAGAUUCUGCUUGGUUUUUUUUUUGCAGUUUUAGCUCCCUGACGCCUUGUUGACGGGAGUAGAUUUGGACAGGUGGAAGCAGGAAACUCUGAGAUACUCACUCCAUUCAACAAACCUGUGUCCUGUUAGCUGAAGCAUGAAAUCUCAGCUUUUCUCAGUAUUUUUUUUUUUUUAACCAGAUUUCCAGAGCACUUCUCCACCAGACACCUGGGUUGAGCCCAGCAUGUAUAUAUGCAUGUACAUUGUCUGCAAAUUGCUUUUAUAUUGAAAAUAACUGGGGGCUGUUCUCUUUGGAAUACUUUUAAAAUGCUUAUUGACUGCAAAGCUGAUCUCCUUAACAAACUUACUUAGUUCUGUGACUGGGGUUUUAGAUGUUUUGUACAAAGUUAAUAUUUAUGUGUAUUUUAUAUUGUUUUUAUUAUCUUGUACUGUAGUUUAAUAAUUUAUUGUCACCGUCAUUAUAACCUAGCCACAUACUCCUUUGUCAAGAAAUAAUAUUUGGAAUAAAUCUUUUUAUGCUUUCUGA
This is a messenger RNA of Chelmon rostratus (copperband butterflyfish), 3237 nucleotides long. It is a transcript of the gene plat, whose product is annotated as plasminogen activator, tissue. NCBI's taxonomy places the organism in Eukaryota, Metazoa, Chordata, Actinopteri, Chaetodontiformes, Chaetodontidae. The transcript is spliced from 15 exons. The coding region runs from base 170 to 1996 and encodes 608 amino acids. Gene Ontology annotation, biological process: smooth muscle cell migration; plasminogen activation. The record is from RefSeq and is a predicted model, not a curated record. Gene Ontology annotation, molecular function: serine-type endopeptidase activity.